GUUUUCAAACAUCAAAAUACCAACCAGACAAAGUCUCACAUCAACUGCUAUUGUAACUGCAGCUUCCAACCUUGUCAAUCAUCAAACAUAUCGAACAAAACGAGGUUCUAUUCUAGUACUUCUCUCUUUGAUUCACCUCUCUAUGCAACACUAGCUCAAUUCUUAGCUCAUUGGAGCCUAUUUGUGCUCACCCUAUUAGUUAUUUCACUACAUUUUUGCCCAAUCAAGGGUUUGCAGAGAGAAGCUGAGGUGAUGGUGAUGAAGGAGAGAGAUGAGGAACUCAGUCUGUUCCUUGAGAUGAGGAGGAGGGAGAAAGAAAAUGAGAAAAAUAACCUUCUUCUUCAAAACUCUGAGGAACUUGAUUUGUCCAAUUUGGAAUCCAAUCGUGGAAGCUCUAUGAUUUCCAAAACCAUGAUUUUAGUGCCACCAAGGAAGACUGGGGUUGAAGUGUUUUUGAAUUCAGAGAAUGGCAAGUCUGAAUAUGAAUGGCUUCUUACGCCACCGGAUUCCCCUCGUUUUCCAACUUUAGAGAAGCAGUCACAGAUAUCAGCAAAGAACGAUAUGGAAACUCGCAAUGCCCGUCCAACAGCUUUAAAACCUAGGGUCGCUAAUAUCCAAGCAGAACCAGCUGCAAGAAGCAAUGCAGUUUCAAAGAAUCAUGCAGCAGUAACAGGACUCAGUUCUUGCACUAAUGGUGGUAGGAGACCUUCAUCAUCGAGAUCUUCAACCCCAUCUGGAAGACCAACAUUACCUUCAACAACCAGAUCCUCUAGGCCCUCUACACCUACCUCCCGGGCCACCUUACCUUCUGCGAAAUCAAUAGCUCCACCAGUGAGAUCAUCCACUCCUACUAGAUCCACAUCUCGGGCCUCAACACCUACUUCAAGGACAUCUCAAAGAUCAGCAACUCCAACCCUCCGAUCAUCAACCCCAACAAGAACAUUUAGAGUAUCUGCUCCUCCUACGCGACCUUCAUCCGCAUCAAAGGCACGCCCCAUUGUUGCUAAGAAUCCGGCGCAAUCACGCGGCAUCUCUCCAUCAGUAAAAUCUAGACCCUGGGAACCAUCACAAAUGCCUGGUUAUUCUCUUGAAGCUCCUCCAAAUUUGAAGACAUCAUUGCCAGAAAGACCAGCUUCAGCCACUAGGAGUAGGCCUGGAGCACAAAACACUAGAUCAUCUUCUGUUGAGGCGAGUAGCAGUGGAAAAUCUAGAAGGCAGUCCAGCACGCCUUCGAAAGGACGGGCUUCGACUGGGUUUGCCCUUCUUAAUUAUAGCUCCAUGCAAGCUUUGAGUAGAGCUCGUUUCACUGAUGGUGAUCAUGACAGCCCUGGUGAAGUUGGGACUAAAAUGGUUGAAAGAGUAGUAAACAUGAGAAAACUAGCACCCCCAAAACGUGAAGACCAUCAUUCUUCCCAUAACAACUCCAAUGGGAAAUCUUCAUCAUCUGGUAGCUCUGGAUUCGGAUGUACACUUUCAAAGACAUCUUUAGAUAUGGCUAAGAGGCAUAUGGACAUAAGGCGAAGCAUCCAGGGUAAUUUGCGCCCAGUCGUGACAAACAUUCCAGCUUCCUCUACGUACAAUGUGAGAUCAGCUAGUGCCUCAAAGAGCAGGACUAUCAGUGUUUCUGAUUCCCCACUUGCCACAAGCAGCACUGCUAGCUCUGAACCCAGCGUGAAUAAUAAUUCCCCAUCUUAUGAUGGAAGUGAGAUUGGAGAAAAUGAUUUUGGAAGUGAGAGGGGAAACUCUUCCCCUAUGAGUCACCAUAGCUAGUGGAUGAUAAAUUGAAUAUCAGCCCUGAUAUGUUGGUCUAGGCAUGAUCAUUCAUCACUGAUCUGGUCACUUUAACUGUAUGUGGUGGAACAAUAGCACAUAUAUUCAUGUGAUACAGUGUUCCAUGUAAAUGUGCUAAUGGUAAAGGUUGUAGCAUAGCAGUACAUUGUCUUCCUAUGUUCUGUUACAAUGAGAGACUAAAUUGGUACAUUUUAUGAGGGCUUAAAUAAGUUUUUGGUCCCUAACCUUUACCAAAUGCUUGGUUUUCGUCCCUCGCCGGAGCAAAGAUGGGUUUUAGUCCCUAACCUUUGUCAAAAGGUUUGGUUUUAGUCCCUCCGGAGCUCUGGGUCAACGCCGGAGCUCCGGUGGCCCAUGUGGCCUUGCCACGUGGGAUUAAUGAGGCCAGGUGGAUUUUUUUUUCAUUUUUCAUAUAAAUUAUAAAAUAGAUAUUAACUAUAUCUUAAAUUAUAAAACAGAUAUUAACUAAUCAUCCAAGGGUUUUUUUAUUCGUUAUCUUAAUAUUCUAAAGCUUCAUCACCGUUCAGUAUGAAACCACCAACAUCUUCUUCUCCCCAUGAAACUCUGAAACCACCAACCAAAUUUUCUGAAGCUUCGUUUUCACUCAAUCAUUUCAAUACCCUUGGAUGAUUAAUCCCUCUACAAUUAAGCCACCACCCAUAAACCAACCCUCAUCCCAACAAACCCAAAAUUCCCCACCCAAAUCCUUUGAAGUAACUCACCACAACAUAAGAAAAAGAGAAGAUAAUAGAGUGGAAAACUGCAGAUCGAAGGAGAAAUAGGGGAUUGCGAUGGUGGCGAACUGUAGAUUGAAGGGUGGCCUCAACCUCAACCUCCACCGCAGCAACCAAGCCCCAGAUUUGUUCCUUCGCCGCACAAUUUUGAGGGAGUUGAAAUCCAUGGUGAGACCACAUGGUGGUGAUGGUGCGACAAUGUGGUAGGGCUCCUUAGGCUCGCAGAUCUGCUGAGGUGAUGAGAAAAGGAGACAAAUCGAGGCAUGGGGUUUGGGGAAGAGACAAAUCACAGAUCUACCUUUCUUACCCAUUUCUCCCUAAUCUGGUUUUUGGGGAUGACAGAUUUACACCAAGGUUAUGCUUGCUUAGAUUCUGGGUUUGAUUCAGUGUUUCUUCUUCAUUUCUUCUUCAAUCUGGGUAGACAUUCCUUGUUCGAAUUUCUGGGUAGGCAAACACAACAAAAAUUUGGAGAUUUUCUGGGUAAAUUCAAACAAGCUUCUUGUUGCUUGUUCA
Lotus japonicus is the source of this 3035-nucleotide messenger RNA. RefSeq lists its product as uncharacterized. The record is from RefSeq and is a predicted model, not a curated record. Gene Ontology annotation, biological process: cortical microtubule organization. Gene Ontology annotation, cellular component: cortical microtubule. The coding region runs from base 253 to 1770 and encodes 505 amino acids. The transcript is spliced from 6 exons. NCBI's taxonomy places the organism in Eukaryota, Viridiplantae, Streptophyta, Magnoliopsida, Fabales, Fabaceae.